AUGUCUUCUUAUCCAGUUACCAACGGUGUGAUCACGUUUCUACCGCCGCCGGAAGGAUACGUCGUCGACUUUGACAAGCCUCAACAGCAAGAUGCACUCAAGCAUUUUCUCAUCGUUGGCAUCCUCGGGUCUCUAGCAAUUUUGUGUCUAUUGCAGAGAUUAUAUGUAAAGUAUUAUAUUACGCGCGGAUUGAAGAUCGACGAUGUCUUGAUCACACUGGCAUGGCUCUUCUCUAUUGUCAUGCAAUCGGCUCAGAUAUGGUCAAUAUCAAUCGGAGGCCUAUGUCAUCAUGCAUGGGAAAUGCCGAUUGACGUCUUCGAAAAGCAUAUGCUGAGUUCUUACAUUGCCGCUCCAGCCUUCAUCGUCUGCAACGGCCUCACCAAGAGUUCGCUCCUGACGUUCUACCUUCAAGUAUCGCCACAGAAAUGGUUUAGAAGGGCGAUCUUUGUGACUAUCGCUUUCGUUGUUCUAUACACUAUUAUCAUCGCCAGUCUGUUGCUGUUCGGAUGUCGGCCUAGAGAAUCAGCAUGGGAUCCAUACCUGUUCGCUAGCGGAAAGUGCAUUGACUAUGCAGUCAUGUAUAUCAUCAUCGCUGUCGCCAAUAUCAUCUCAGAUAUCGUUCUCUUUGUCAUUCCUAUGCCGAUGAUUGUCAGGUUGAAGAUGCCGCUGGGACAGAAGAUUGGCUUGAGCAUCAUGUUCGGCAUUGCUACAAUAACUGUCACGACAUCCAUCAUUCGAAUGAUCUACCUACCCUCCCUAUUGGGAGCAUUAGACAUUCCAUGGAUCGCAGCCCCAGCAAAUGUCUGGUCAUUCGUGGAGGUCAACCUCUUCAUUAUAUGCGGCUGCAUGCCGACGUUUCGCAAGUUCUUCAAACGCUUUGCGCCGAAAUGGAUGGGCUCUUCCGGCGACUCGGGCAAUUCGGAGCCUCCUUCGAGUGAUUCGCUGCAUAAAGUACAGAGGAAGAAGCAUACAGGGUACACCCAGUUCGACACGUGCGGUUCCUUGGAACUCGCGACGUAUCCCGAUACCAUGUCAUCUUCCUCAGAGACCGCUUAUGCCAUGGAGUCGUUGCAGGAACAGGAACAGCGGUGUGGGACUGAUAGUCCGCCUGACACUGAACGCCAGGAAAAUGUUUCUCAGUCACCGACGGAUUCACUUCCGCCUACAGACCACGGCAAAGAUGCGUAUCUAGCCUUAAUGUGCUGCACAAUGGCACAGCUACCAAUUUGGGGCUACUCCGUCUCCUUCGGCAUCUUCCAAGAAUACUACAGCCGACCCGGAAGUCCCAUCAGCACAGCAUCGUCCGGAACAAUUGCCACCAUCGGAGCACUGCAACAGGGUGUAAUGUAUCUCAUGAUGCCGUUUGCCUUCCUCAUCCUCACGCGGUAUCCGCGGCUGCGACACCUUUGCGGACCGCUUGGUCUUGCAGUGACGGUCGCUAGUCUCACUGCUUCUGCGUUUGUGAACACUAUUGCGGGGCUUAUCGCUACACAGGGGGCAUUGUACUCUAUUGGCUGUAUUGCGAUGCCAUUUAUCUUUGAUGCUCUCCUACGCCGGAUCGGUCUCAAGGCUACUCUCUUGGCCUGGGCGGGUGCAUCAGCUGCCAUGACGCUCCCAACACUCGUUUUCAUCAAACCGCGAAUCCCUUUGCACACUCAGGUUCAAGUUCAGCCGCUAUCGUUCCGCUUCCUCCGCCAUACAUCUUUCUGGAUGAUGCAGGCCGGUGUGAUCAUACAAUCACUGGGAUACCUCAUGCCAAGCACGUACCUGGCUAGCUAUGCGUCAACAAUUGGUCUACCCAGCAUCACCGGUCCAAUUCUUCUUGCAUUAUUCUCUGUCGCAUCCGUCCCCGGAGGUAUCGUACACGGUAUGCUGGGAGACAAAUUCUCAGCAACAAAAGCCGUAACAAUCGCCUCCAUUGGAAGCGCCCUGCCGAUCUGGCUUCUAUGGGGCUUGUCCCUUGACCUUGCAAACCUGGUAGUGUUUGUCAUCAUCUACGGGUUCUUCGCAGGCGGCUUCAGCUCAACGUGGUCCAACAUGUCAACCGACAUCCAAAAAGACGACUCUGCCGCUGAUUCAGCUCUCAUUUUCGGUAUGCUCAUGGGCGGACGCGGUAUCGGCUUUGUCACCGCCGGGCCACUCAGCGGCGCCUUGCUCCAAGCAAAAGCACACCUGUCCAACGAAGCACUUGGUUACGCGACGCAAUACGGACCCAUGAUUAUCUGUACUGGUGUCACUGCUGUGUUUGGUGCUUGGGCGCCCAUGUGGAAGGGCAUGCGAGUUGCUCUAGGAACAUGCAAAGGUCGCUGA
Molecule: messenger RNA, 2310 nt
Organism: Fusarium subglutinans
Lineage: Eukaryota; Fungi; Ascomycota; Sordariomycetes; Hypocreales; Nectriaceae
Product: monocarboxylate transporter 8
Exons: 9
Coding region: 1-2310 (769 amino acids)
Source: RefSeq, a predicted model, not a curated record